AUGUGUGGCGGCGCGAUCAUCUCCGACUUCAUCCCGGAGCGCGACCACCGCGGCGGGAGCAAGCGGAGCCUCUGCACCGCCGACUUCUGGCCAAAUGCGGCCGGCGCCGGCGCCGCGUUCGACGACCCUACCGGCCACCACGACUUCUACCCAGCCGACCUGACCGGCGCCGGCGCCUUCACGCCUGAGCACCAAGGUGCAGCGGAGGAGGAGCCGAGCAGGAAGCGGGAGCGCAAGACGAUGUACCGCGGCAUCCGGCGGCGGCCGUGGGGCAAGUGGGCGGCGGAGAUCCGCGACCCGGCCAAGGGGGCGCGCGUCUGGCUCGGCACCUUCGCCACCCCCGAGGGCGCCGCGCGCGCCUACGACCGCGCCGCCCGCCGCAUCCGCGGGACCAAGGCCAAGGUCAACUUCCCCAACGAGGACCCGCCCCUCGACCUCGACGACUACGACGUCGCCAACGUGGCCGGCUUCAUCCACCAGCCGUCGUACAUGGCGCCAGAGGUGGCGUACGCGCACCAGCUGCCGCAGCAGGACGAGCCCGGGAUGGAGCUCUGGAACUUUGGCAACAUCAACGCUCAAGUGCCUAUGUGA
Molecule: messenger RNA, 591 nt
Organism: Triticum turgidum subsp. durum (durum wheat)
Lineage: Eukaryota; Viridiplantae; Streptophyta; Magnoliopsida; Poales; Poaceae
Source: the annotation of a GenBank genome assembly